ACCACCUUUCCGUAGAAGACUUCCUUUCUUAGCUCUCUCUCUCUCUCUCUCUCUCUCCCCCUCUCUGUGACUGUCUCUCUCUGUGAUGCCUCCAUCCUUCCGUCCUGCAUCUUCCCGUUUGAUUAGCCAGACGCUAAAUACUCCCACCCUUAUUCAAGGAGCCUUAUAGGGCCGUCAGAUUGCCAGAACAAAAGGACAUGUCACAGUACCUAUAUCUUUUUCCUCUUUCUUCCCAUAGUGUUCAAGCCAAACUCUGAGCCUUCUCCUUGCUCCCCCUUAGUUUGAUCUCUCUCUUGGGACCCAGAGACUUCCGGUGGAAACAAAUAACAAAGAGAAGCCACAGACGAUCUUUCCUAAAAGUUUCCUCUAAGAAUUCGAAUAGUUCCCAAGCGACAUGGAGUUAACCCAUGGAAGGAGAGAUAGGUACCACUGUGGAAAAGAAGACCAAGAGGAGGCAUCCAAGAACCCUUCCUUCGCUCCCUCGCCCUCUACUCCCCCCUCCUCCCUUACUUGGAUUCCUCAUGCCGAGCCCGCCGCCUUUCCGAUCGAGAGGGAGCACAUGUUUGACAAGGUAGUGACGCCGAGCGAUGUCGGGAAGCUGAACCGACUCGUGAUUCCAAAGCAGUAUGCUGAGAAGUUCUUCCCUCUAGACCCGUCGAUGGCCGACAAGGGCCUCUCGCUGUGCUUCGAGGACCGCACCGGGAAACCAUGGCAGUUCCGCUACUCCUACUGGAAUAGCAGCCAGAGCUAUGUCAUGACCAAGGGAUGGAGCCGCUUCGUCAAGGACAAGCGGCUUGACGCAGGUGACACCAUCUCCUUCUGCCGCGGUGUCCGUGAGUCCAGCCGUGGCCGCUUCUUCAUCGACUGGCGGCGCCGCCUUGGCUCCUCCCACCACCGCCUGCCACUCCAUCGUCCACUGAUGCCGCUGCCCCUCACUGCCACCACCAUGCCAUUCGCCGGGCACUUUCCCCCUUCAGUACCUCCCAUGCGCAAUGCUGCAAGCCCUGGCGCUUGUGGUGAUGGCGGGUCGUAUGUCUAUUUUCAAUCGGUGCGUCCCCCACCGCAUGUCCGAGUGCAAGUCGGGGGUGGUGGAGUGGUGGGGCUGCCGAUGGUUUUGGGCUCGGUGCCGGUGAUCCAUGGCUCAGCAAAGCCCAAGCGAGUCCGGCUCUUCGGAGUGAACCUAGAGUGCUCAGAACCUGAGGGCCUCGGUGAGGCUCAAAGGCUGCCUCUGGCGCAGCCUAGGCCUCCUCUUCUCCAGCGAGAAUUGGGGCUGUUGGGGCUCGAGUCCACCGUAGGGCUUCCAUGAAGUAAGCUGCACUCAUCCAUAGAUCUCCACUUAUAAUUCAGAGAAAAGGAAGCAAGAAGGAGAAGAAGAAAGUUUCAGAUUCUUACUCUUGUUAUGUACUCCCAUCUUAUGCUUGCUUGAAUGAAGGGGUUCAGGAUUUUCUCAUUCCCUUUUCUUCUUCAUCAUAAUAAAAAAAAAUGAUCGGGAAAGAAGAUGAAGAAUAGGGAAAAAGGGAUGUAUGUGAGCUAUAAUAUUUCUACAUUUUUUUUCCUUUCUUCUUGAACAUGUGUUAAAAUUGUAUGUAUACUUCACCCAGAGCCCUAUUUUUGGUGUAGUAGCCUUGUUCUUCUGACCUUUCUUUCAUAUGCUUCAAGCUAUGGAUAUUUUCAGUUUACAAA
Molecule: messenger RNA, 1683 nt
Organism: Phoenix dactylifera (date palm)
Lineage: Eukaryota; Viridiplantae; Streptophyta; Magnoliopsida; Arecales; Arecaceae
Product: B3 domain-containing protein Os02g0683500-like
Molecular function (GO): DNA-binding transcription factor activity; DNA binding
Source: RefSeq, a predicted model, not a curated record